Messenger RNA from Alligator mississippiensis (American alligator), 1591 nucleotides. RefSeq names its product Bet1 golgi vesicular membrane trafficking protein (gene BET1). The coding region runs from base 122 to 469 and encodes 115 amino acids. NCBI's taxonomy places the organism in Eukaryota, Metazoa, Chordata, Crocodylia, Alligatoridae. The record is from RefSeq and is a predicted model, not a curated record. Gene Ontology annotation, molecular function: SNAP receptor activity. Gene Ontology annotation, cellular component: Golgi trans cisterna; SNARE complex. Gene Ontology annotation, biological process: vesicle fusion with Golgi apparatus; endoplasmic reticulum to Golgi vesicle-mediated transport. The transcript is spliced from 4 exons.
CAGCAGGCCGCGCGGCCGCCGGGCGCUGUCGUGGCGCUCCGGGGUGCGGGACGAGAGGCGGGCCCCUGGCGCGGGGACCGUGGGCAGCAGGCGGGGCCGUUCCUGCGGCCGGAGCGCAGGGAUGAGGCGCGCGGGCCUGGGUGAAGGAGCAGCUCCUGGUAACUAUGGCUAUACCAACAGUGGAUAUAGUGUGUAUGAAGAAGAAAAUGAAAAGCUAACUGAAAGCCUGCGUACAAAAGUCACUGCCAUAAAAUCACUUUCCAUUGAAAUUGGAACAGAAGUUAAACAUCAAAAUAAAAUGUUAACAGAAAUGGAUUCUGACUUUGAUUCUACUGGUGGAUUUCUGGGUGCAACUAUGGGCAGACUGAAAACGCUCUCCAGAGGGAGCCAGACAAAACUGUUAUGCUACAUGAUGAUCUUUUCCUUGUUUGUCUUUUUUGUAAUUUAUUGCAUUAUUAAAUGGAGGUGAUGAAAGUUAUUUCCAGUUUAAUAUGUGCCAUGUCAAUAACUAUAAGAUGGUCUUAAUUCAUGAAGACGGUAAUCUUAAUUGACAUAGUCUGUUGAUUAAACGUGGCAAAAUUGUUAAUUGCAUUAGAAAUUAAUGCAUUUGUUAUGUAUAUGUUACUUUACAUCAUGCCAGAAAUUUUCCCAUCAUCCCCUAUUUUCUGGGGUUACUGUAAAUAUGCACAAAGCUAAGCAUUAACAUAAGUUUCAGUAUAGUUACUCUGGGGAAAUAUUUGUUGGGUAUACAAAGAAGUGGAUGUUUCCUUUACCACUUGGCAAAAUUUCAGACUCUUUGAACUUUCUUGAAUAGGUUCCAGACUUCUAAAAGAAUCUUAAUUUAGGGCCUGAUACUGAGUGGAGCAGCAGAAUCAGACAAGUAGCAUUUUGCAGGUAACAGGAAAAUGCUUGUGCUUUUUCUGAAUUAACUUAUGAUAAUCACAAACAAUAAUAUAAAGCUACAAAUAUUGCAAUGUUAUUCAUGAUUCUUUGGUUGAAGGUUGAUAACUUUAAACAUAUUUUAGUGGUUAGAAUAAUUUUCUGCAGGUUUAACAAUAAAUCCUAAACUGGAAAAAAUUAUGAUCAAUCUUUCUUUGAGACCAGGUAAUACCAAAGCCCUUUAUUCUUCUAAACAAAUGCCUUUUAAUAGCGUGGAGAAAAUAAUAUGGGCAAGAUGCAAGCAUUUUCAUUACCUUUUCUAUUAAGUACUUGAAACUCGUUGAUUCUAUUUAAUUGCUGUGGUUUUUACUCUUCAUACAUUAAUUUGUCAAUUACUAAUGACAUCCAAACUCUAGCUAAGCAUAACUUUGAAAUGUAAAGCAAGAUGACACAAACUUUUUCAUACUUGUGUGUGUUAAGGAUGCACUUGAGAUACUUUUAUGUACAUUGGCUAAGACUUAGUUUUGGUUCCUAAGCAAAACUAUCACUUUCAAAAGCAACAUGCGAAAUACAAAUUGUUUUCUAGAGACUGAAAAUUGUCUAAAAGAAAACUAUAUGCCUUGACAAACUUUUUCUAGAGAGUGUAAUAUGUUUGCAUUACCUGUAGUUCUAUUACAAACUUAUAAAGGAAUAAAGUAUCUGAUGUAUGUUA